AUGAAAAACACUAAGCUCAUUGUGGUAAGCAAUAGGCUCCCACUGAAAGCAAAAAAAGAAGAGGGAAAGUACACAUACACAAAAACAUCAGGAGGCCUUGUAACAGGGCUCAGCGGCGCGCAGGACUCUCUCAACUUCACAUGGAUGGGCACUUUGGAGGGCGUGGAGCCUGCAGACCAGGAGACAGUGAAAAAAGAGUGCAUAGAAAUGUACAACUAUCACCCAAUCUUUAUAGAGGAUGGUUUGUACGACAAAUACUACAACAAUCUGUGCAAUGGAAUGCUGUGGCCUAUUCUCCACUCUUUCUCAGACCUGGCGUCUUUCAGUGCGGAGGACUAUAUCGCGUAUAAAAAAGUAAAUGCACAAUUUGCAGAAGAAAUAGCUAAAACACUGAAUGAUGGAGAUAUGGUCUGGGUGCACGACUACCACCUGAUGCUCCUUCCUGAGAUGAUUAGGAAAAGAGUGUCUAGUGGAAAGAUCAAAAUAGGAUACUUCCUCCACAUUCCAUUCCCGAGCUACAGCAUACUCAAAGGAUCGCCCAUCCUCUAUCCGCUGAUCAGAGGAAUACUUGGCUCUGAUCUGGUGGCUUUCCACACAUUCGAGUAUCUUUCCAAUUUUGCAAAUGCCUGCGAGAUAUGCCCAAUAGAAGAGUCAGAGUCUCCGCUAAGCAUAAAAAUAGAUGGAAGGUCUGUCAAGCUGGAAGCCCUCCCCAUAGGAAUCGAUCCCCUUGCCUUCCAAACAGAGUCAAUGAAGAAAAUGACGAAAGACAGAGGAAGACAGCUGAAGGAGAGAUUUGGGAAUAAAAAAAUAAUUCUUGGAAUUGACAGGGUGGACUACAUCAAAGGAAUCCCGCACAGAAUAAAGGCUUUUUCUAAGCUGCUGGAAGAUAAUCCAGAGUUAUCUAAGAAAGUGGUAUUUUGCCAGGUAGGUGUUCCCAGUCGGACAGACGUCACAGCAUAUGCCACUCUUUCGGAUGUUCUCUGCAGACUCAGCGGAUCUCUUAACUCAUCCGGCAGAAUUGAGGAUACAUCGGUGUAUUUUAUAAAUAACACGAUCUCAUUUAUGGAGCUGUGUGCGCUCUACUCUGUCUCUGAUGUGUGUGCUAUUUCUUCAUUGAGAGACGGGAUGAACCUUGUUGCGCUGGAGUUUGUAGCGUGCAUGGGGAGCGGAGUGCUUGUGAUGAGUGACUAUGCAGGAGCAGCUGGAAUGCUGACGCGUUCUGUCUAUGCCAACCCCUGGGACAUAAGAGAGCUGUCAGAAGCGUACAAAAUCGCGCUGGAAAUGCCAGAGGAUGAUAGAAUAUCACGAAAAACAGAGAUGCAGAAGAUAGUAUCAGCCUUCACAGCAGAACACUGGGCGAACAGGUUUAUAUCCAUACUAUCAAAAGAAUAA
Molecule: messenger RNA, 1392 nt
Organism: Nematocida minor
Lineage: Eukaryota; Fungi; Microsporidia
Product: trehalose 6-phosphate synthase
Exons: 1
Coding region: 1-1392 (463 amino acids)
Biological process (GO): trehalose biosynthetic process
Cellular component (GO): cytosol
Molecular function (GO): catalytic activity
Source: RefSeq, a predicted model, not a curated record